AUAAGAAGUAAAUUGUUUUCCCGGCAAUGUCAAUUGUUACUUGUCAAAGAAAAUUCCUAAUUAAAGGCCAAGGAUUCAAAUAUGGACUGGAUAGCUUUGUUAAAAUCGGAACUCGAUAUAGAACUUAAGUUAGACGAGGAAGUUGUAAACGAGCUCAUGGCAGAAGGUCAUAUUGGGAACACUUCUGUAGGUUCCUUGCACAUUGACCAGAAGGCGAAGUGUGGCCGUGUCCUGAUAUCGACUGCUGGAAGUUGCAGCGUAGAGUGCAGUAUCUGCUUUGGCCGUUUCGAUUGUACAGAAUCAUUUAGCCAACAUUUAAAGAUUGCCCAUUCGGACUAUGGUGUACGGAACGGUGGCUGGGGUAAAGUAACCAUCGCAGAGGAGUCAAUUGGCAAAACUGAAGAAAUUGGAGCUGAAGCCGGGGACGUCAACAAGCAGGGCACAUCCGAUUUGCAUCAUGACAGCCAGGAAGGUGUUUCGACCGAAGUUGAAUUAAAAGAUGAACUUGAAGUUGGGGACUACAGAGUCCAAGAUCCAGUUACUAACACAUUUAGUGAUUCAAUUGCAACACUUCCUACAGCAUGCGAUGCGGCAAAUGUGGAGAUUGUGGACGACGACGACGACAGUAGCAGCGAUUACGAUGGUGAACAAGCAAAAACAAAUCAAACGGAUUCAGCCGAUUCAGAUAGCUUUUCCGACAAUAGUUCGCAGACAAGUGACGACAAUCGGAAAAAGAGUUACAGAGGGAAACUUCGAAAGACGAAGAAGAACGACAACAGUCGAAGCCGUGGCAAUUUUGUCUAUUCGGAAAACCCUAAUUUAGAUUUCGCGAAAAACUUCUGUGUUACAUGUAACCGUCAAUUUUCGUCUAAGAGGAACCUGAAGUACCAUGAAGAUCAACAUUAUGCGAAGAUUGCUGAAAAGAUGAGCACCGAAGACGAUCCAACAAGCAUUAAGUGCCGAUUUUGUCAUAAGCAAUUUGAGGAAUCAACAGAACGUUACGAGCACGAGAAGAGCCAUGCUGGAGAAAAAAAACCAUAUAAAUGCCGGGUAUGUCAGAAGGCUUUCAUGAUUAGGUUGAGAUGCAAAAUUCACGAAUUGGUUCAUCGGGAAGGGGGAUGGAAACCGAGGGAACAAGAUAGAUUAGUGUUUUCUGAAAAUCCCCAAUUCGAUGAUGAGAAUCUUUUCUGCAUAACAUGCAAUCGCGGAUAUCCAACUAUUGGGAGCCUUAGAAGUCACAAAAGAAGACAUAGAAAAAAGGUUCAGGAAAAACUGGGCAAAGUAAUAUUUGAUUGUGAAUUUUGCGAUAAGCAAUUUAGAUCUGAAUACGAUUUACGACGUCACAUUAUACCGCAUCAUGGAGAUUACAUUCCAAGUUAUCUGGUCGACGAUCCAACGUACCUUCAAUGUCGCUAUUGUCAUAUGGAAUUUGGAAGACCAACAAAACGUCUUCGACAUGAGAAAAUUCAUAAAAAACAAGGAGAUAAAAUUGCAAGGCCUCUGCUAGUCAAUUCGCUGGGCCCUAAGUUUGCACAAUUCCAAAAAUCAAAAAAUCAAUCUUGUGAACAAGCGGAUCAUGGCCCUAAUAAUCGCGCUCAGAACUCUUAUAUGCGCUUAGUCCCCUGUGAUUGUACAAAGACGCAUUGAUUAUUACCUGGGGAACUCACGCUUUGACACCUGGAAACGGAUGCGGAAAGUGGGAGGAAUCAUACGGCAGUUGCUUGACGUUAUGACCUCAUAUUUACGGUUUAGGAAUUACCAGUUGAGGUUAAUGGUUGGUAGCAGAAUUUCAAUAAAAAGAUGUAUAUAAA
Messenger RNA from Hermetia illucens (black soldier fly), 1811 nucleotides. Its product is annotated as zinc finger and BTB domain-containing protein 17-like. The coding region runs from base 82 to 1647 and encodes 521 amino acids. Lineage: Eukaryota; Metazoa; Arthropoda; Insecta; Diptera; Stratiomyidae. Gene Ontology annotation, molecular function: RNA polymerase II transcription regulatory region sequence-specific DNA binding; DNA-binding transcription factor activity, RNA polymerase II-specific. Gene Ontology annotation, cellular component: nucleus. The transcript is spliced from 2 exons. The record is from RefSeq and is a predicted model, not a curated record. Gene Ontology annotation, biological process: regulation of transcription by RNA polymerase II.